Molecule: messenger RNA, 1571 nt
Organism: Lemur catta (Ring-tailed lemur)
Lineage: Eukaryota; Metazoa; Chordata; Mammalia; Primates; Lemuridae
Gene: MTX3
Product: metaxin 3
Exons: 9
Coding region: 22-960 (312 amino acids)
Biological process (GO): mitochondrion organization
Cellular component (GO): SAM complex
Source: RefSeq, a predicted model, not a curated record
GUAAAGGCCAGGGCCCGCAAGAUGGCGGCCCCCUUGGAGCUCAGUUGCUGGGGAGGCGGCUGGGGGCUCCCAUCGGUACACAGCGAGUCCCUGGUGGUUAUGGCUUAUGCCAAAUUUUCUGGUGCACCUUUGAAAGUCAGUGUCAUAGAUAACACCUGGAGAGGUUCAAGAGGGGAUGUACCAGUUUUGGCAACUGAAGACAACAUUGUUUCUCAGCCAGCAAAAAUACUAAAUUUUUUAAGAAAACAGAAAUAUAAUGCUGACUAUGAACUCUCAGCAAAACAAGGGGCAGAUACACUGGCUUACAUUGCUCUCCUUGAAGAGAAGCUUCUUCCUGCAGUGCUUCACACAUUCUGGGUUGAGAGUGACAAUUACUUUACUGUGACAAAGCCAUGGUUUGCUUCACAAAUUCCUUUUCCCUUGAGUUUGAUCCUGCCUGGAAGAAUGUCUAAGGGGGCACUGAAUAGGAUUCUCCUGACCAGAGGAGAGCCUCCCCUGUACCACCUUCGGGAAGUGGAAGCACAGAUAUACAGAGAUGCCAAGGAGUGCCUAAAUCUUCUGUCAAACAGAUUGGGAACAUCUCAGUUUUUCUUUGGAGAUACGCCUUGUACCUUGGAUGCCUAUGUUUUUGGUUUUCUUGCACCUCUUUAUAAAGUACGGUUUCCUAAAGUUCAGCUACAAGAACACCUAAAACAGCUCUCUAACCUGUGUCGCUUUUGUGAUGACAUCUUAAACAGUUAUUUUAGGCUUAGUCUUGGAGGCAUCUCUCCAGCUGGACAAGAAAUGGUAGAUGCAAAUCUGCAGAAACUCACACAACUUGUAAAUAAGGAAUCCAACUUGAUUGAAAAGAUGGAUGACAAUCUUCGCCAAAGCCCUCAGCUUCCUCAUCGGAAACUGCCAACACUCAAAUUGACUCCAGCAGAAGAAGAAAGCAAUUCCUUACAGCGGCUAUCACCCUGACAGGCCUCAUGGUUCGUGGCGAAAGUCAUGUGAUCUUACACUAAGUGUGUGAAGGCAAAAAGAAAAUACUAUAAUAGGUAUAAGGAAGACUCUAAAAGGAACUCUCUGUGACAUCUAUUUUUUUUUAAUUAGGAAGCUUGUGUUCUAGCUUGGCAAUGCAUUUUAAAUAACAUCAAAGUGAAUGCUAAAUGAGCUUGGUGGGGUGGGGGGAAACACAUUGUACUGUAUACAAAAAAAAAAAAAAGAAGAUCUGCCUUAAUCUUGGCAGCUUUUUGCCUUUGGUUAAUGUGUUGCUGACCAAAAGCUGUAAUUCUGUUCUGAAUGUGCACUUUUAAUUUAUUCAAGUUAAUUUAUUCAAUUUAUUAACUUAAUUUUCUUAGGCCAGGCUGAAUACCUAAUAUGUGGCUCUUUGCCUUAGGCUGUUUUCAUUUGUUUAGAAAUCUGAUGCCUAUUUUAGAAACCAGGAAAAAUAUAAAUUACUUCAAUAGAAAAGCCUAUAUUUAACUUUAAAAAGCAAAGAGGAAUGUGCUUUUUAAUUACGCUCUCAUAAGUCUAAUCUUUUGGGGGUUUAGUAGCACAUAUAUGAAUAUUAAAGGUGGUUACAUAGAAUA